This is a messenger RNA of Priceomyces carsonii, 3663 nucleotides long. It is a transcript of the gene SLN1, whose product is annotated as Sln1p. The record is from RefSeq and is a predicted model, not a curated record. The transcript has a single exon. NCBI's taxonomy places the organism in Eukaryota, Fungi, Ascomycota, Pichiomycetes, Serinales, Debaryomycetaceae. Gene Ontology annotation, biological process: phosphorelay signal transduction system; protein autophosphorylation. The coding region runs from base 1 to 3663 and encodes 1220 amino acids. Gene Ontology annotation, cellular component: plasma membrane. Gene Ontology annotation, molecular function: histidine phosphotransfer kinase activity; phosphorelay sensor kinase activity.
AUGAGACGGUUGAAAAUUGGAAUUAGACCUCAGCUAAUCUUGCUAGUGGGCUUUGCUUCCUUGUUUUCACUUUUGAUCUUAGCAAUCGUCACUGGUGUCUACUUCAGUAUUAAUUUGAGCAGCUUGAGAUCAGAGAGACUUCAAGUCAUUUCCCAAUUAAAGGCAAAUCAGGUUCUGCAGUCUAUAGAUUAUGUUUAUUAUCAGGUUUAUUCUUUAACCUCCAAGGACUCCCUCUAUGGACCAUUGUCCUCGAGUAGAGCAGGAAACAGCUCUAACUUUGGAGAAGCUCGUCAAGCGAUUGAACAACUCGUAUGGUCGUCAGAGCUAUUUGCUGCGGCAAGGUUGUACGAUACGGAGCUAAAUAUGGUUGCAGAUGCUUAUAAUUCCGAGUCUCCAGUAUCUGACUCUGCAAUGGAUUACUUAUUUCCUUUAAGAAAUAACUCGUCAAUUCCCUCAUCUUUAUAUGACACAGAUGACGGCUAUCCUGCUUAUUUUACGGGACCAAUAAGCAAUUCAAGCGAUACCGACAACCAUUAUUUUAUGGGAAUUACUUUACCCAUAUAUUCAAAUUCUUCAAUUAUUCUAUCAGAUCCUUCUGUUGCUGGUUAUCUCUCGGUAAUAUCUAAUGCCCAGAAUAUCCAGGUAGCGGUCAAUGGUACAAGCACUUCUCUGGCACAUGAAGAUGAUGAUUACCAUGUCGUCGCAGUCAGACCAAUUUUCUCAGAUGCAAGUAAUAUCUCCAGUGAGGUAACAGGGUUCCAGGCUAUAUUUCCAAGUGCAUGGAACAAUUUAGAGCCCAACGUUAAUUACAAUAUAAAUUCUUCUGGGUCUGUUAAAGAGGCGAUUGCAAGAUCCUCUGGGUCAUCAAGUUUUGCAAAAUCAUAUGGUGGAUACCAUGUUGCUAUUGGGUUUGAUCGAAUAAGUAUCGACUCAACACUGUAUUGGGAAUUAAUCAUCGAACAAAAGAGAUCAAUAUUUCUUCAGCCAGUGAAAAAAUUACGUAAUAUCAUCAUUGGAGUGGUCAUCGGUAUCGGGGCAUUUAUGUGCUUAAUUACGUUUCCGCUCACAGUUUGGUUUGUUAGACCUAUAACAAAGCUCAAGGAUGCCACUGAGGCGAUCACGAAAUCAAAGAAACGAGCCAUGAGCCCCGAGAAAUCAAGCAAUCUUACACCCCCUCCACCUUACGGUCCAUCUGGUAGUCCUUCUAAUGAAACUAGAAAUUCUACUAUAUCGGUAGGUUCAAAUACAUCAGCUGGGUAUUCAACUGGCAUUAGGUUACCUAGUAGAAUCCCUAGAUCGAAGUUAUUUUUCAAGGAUGAAAUCACGGAAUUAACAGAGGCAUUUAAUAUCAUGACAGAUGAACUAGACAAGCAAUAUACACACUUGGAAGAUAGAGUCAAAUCAAGGACAAAGGAGUUGGAAGCAUCAAAAAUAGAAGCCGAAUCAGCGAAUGAGGCUAAGACAGUUUUCAUAGCUAAUAUCUCUCAUGAACUUAGAACACCUUUGAAUGGUAUAUUAGGUAUGACUUCUAUUGCUAUGGAUGAAGAAGAUCAAUCUAGGAUCCAGGACUCACUUAAAUUAAUUCACAGAUCUGGUGAAUUACUAUUGCAUAUUUUAACGGAAUUAUUAACUUAUUCCAAAAAUACUCUAAGCCGUUCUAAACUAGAGAAAUCGAAUUUUCAAAUAUUAGAGGUUGUUUAUCAAGUUAAGUCAAUAUUUGCGAAACUAGCCACUGAUCAAAGAGUAAACUUUAAAAUUUUGAUGAGACCUGACAUAAUAAGAAAGUUGAUAUUAUAUGGCGACUCAAAUAGAAUAAUUCAAAUCAUCAUGAAUCUUGUCUCUAAUUCCUUGAAAUUUACGCCAGUCGAUGGUUCUGUGAAUGUGAAUUUCAGACUCGUUGGAGAAUAUGAUUAUGAAAAGUCGAAAAGUGAAAAAUUCGAGAAGGUUCACGUUCUCAAAAAUAAGGAGAAUGAGCUAAAUGCUAAAGAUGGCUCGAAUAAUUCGUACCCACCACAUAAACUUGAUGAUGAUGAUGCUACAAAUGGAGUGCCCACAGUAAGCAAAUCGAAAGCAAAUACGACGAGCCUGGAUCCAUCUUCUAAUAUUCCCUCUUCGUUAUCGAUAUCAGAUAGAGACAAUCUGAGCGUAGCGACAAUUUCGAGCACAGAGUAUGAGAAUGUAUUGUUUAAGUCGCAAUUCAAGGUCAAGCCUAAUAUCAAGCCUUUGCCUAACUUACCGAGGAAUUCUUCAAAUGAUGUUUCUCUGCAACAUAAUGAUCUGUUGCAUGAGGAUGAGGAAAUAGCUUCAAACAAGGAUGAUGAAGUUGAGAAAUUGGACGAAAAGGACUCUGAAAGUCCAACUAAUGAAAAAGAAAUGAUAGAAGAAAGUAAUGGCACCAUAAAAGAAAUGAAUUCAAAUGCCUUCGAAUCUAAUGGAGGCAUUAGUGAUCCCAAGGAUGAUAGUGGUAGGAAGAGGCUAAGUGUAUCAUCAUUUCGCUCUUCAAUGUCAGGAAAUGAGUUGGUUAAGAAUAAUAAGGCUUACAACAUUAGACGGUUAUACAAGCAAAAGACUUGGGUGUUUCAAAUUGAAGUCAACGAUACUGGUCCCGGUAUUGAGCCGGCUCUUCAGGAGAAGGUUUUUGAGCCAUUUGUCCAAGGAGACCAAACUUUAUCGAGAAGCUAUGGUGGUACUGGAUUGGGUCUUUCUAUUUGCCGACAAUUAGCCAAGAUGAUGAAAGGAACGUUGACCUUGAAAUCUACCUUGGGAGUAGGUUCCAAGUUUACAUUUACAGUACCCUUGCCACAAACCGGAGAGAUAUUAGUCGAGGACGAAGACAUGGCAGCGUUUUGUGAGGAUGAGUUCAAUCCAAAUUCAAAAUAUAACAGAAAAAUUACUUUUAAGAAUCCAGAGUCUGACGACAUUGCUGACCAUGAGAAAGAUGCUAAAUCAGACUCUUCUUCAAGUGAGCAUGCCAAAAAUGAGAUGCACAACAGCAAUGGAGAUGGCUUUUAUCCAAAAAUUGAAGUUAAGCAGGUCACUAAUAAUGACGAUAAGGUCAAAAUUCAUGCAUCUAUUAGGGACUCAAAGCACUUGGAAAUAGCAGAAGCAAAACCUCAACUAGCUACAAGAUCAUCUACUGGCACAGCGGCCUCUUCUACAAGGGGCCAAGAACAUUCUGAUAUAAGCAUCAUGGAAAAUUUGUCACAUUUGAAAAUUUUAGUAGCGGAGGACAACAUGGUCAACCAGGAGGUCAUUAAAAGAAUGCUUAAACUUGAAGGCUUUGAAAAUAUCACUAUGGCAUGUAAUGGUGCUGAAUCUGUAGAGUUGAUCAAAGAAUCUAUAGAGAAUGAGGAACAAUUUGAUCUAGUGUUCAUGGACGUUCAAAUGCCCAAGAUUGAUGGUUUACUUGCCACCAAGAUGAUUAGAAACAAUUUACAAUAUAAUCAUCCUGUAAUUGCUUUAACUGCCUUUGCUGACGAGAGCAAUGUCAAGGAAUGUCUUAGCUGUGGAAUGAGCGGAUUUCUUGCUAAGCCGGUGAAAAGGACAAACUUGAGGAAAGUUAUCGCAGAAUUCUCGCCAACCUUGCUUAAGGAAAUUGUCACAACCCCGCAGGCAAAACUGCAUGACGACAAACGUCUCGGUUACGAUGACAUUAACGAAUAG